Messenger RNA from Exophiala dermatitidis NIH/UT8656, 1920 nucleotides. RefSeq lists its product as uncharacterized. NCBI's taxonomy places the organism in Eukaryota, Fungi, Ascomycota, Eurotiomycetes, Chaetothyriales, Herpotrichiellaceae. The transcript has a single exon. Bases 1 to 1920 code for a protein of 639 amino acids. Gene Ontology annotation, cellular component: nucleolus; small-subunit processome. Gene Ontology annotation, biological process: maturation of SSU-rRNA from tricistronic rRNA transcript (SSU-rRNA, 5.8S rRNA, LSU-rRNA). The record is from RefSeq and is a predicted model, not a curated record.
AUGGCGAAGAAGAGAAAGGCUGGGAAAGCCCGGGCGCCGCCCACUGGCGGUGAUUCCAAAGCCGAUUAUACGUUUGAUGCAACAGAGACUUUUGACGACUCGGAGGACGAGUUUUUCGCCGGCCGCGACAAAAUCCUGCUAGACGAAGGACCAGCGGCGAAACGUCGGAGGAGGAUGGAAGAGCAGGAGAAAGAUUUACAGCCGUCCGAUGAAGAAGUGUAUCAGGACGUAGGGUCCGAGCCCGAGAGCGAAGAUGAGGAUGAGGAUGAGGGCGCUGGCGAAGAAGACGACCAGUUUGACGAUGACCUAGAGUACGAACUCACCGGCCGCAAAACUCGUCGGAAAGAGGCUGGCGAGGAAGAUGAAGAGGAUGAAGACGACAUUAACUGGGGCACGUCCAAGGCCGACUAUUACAAUGCCGAUGUGAUUGAGACCGAAGCCGAUGCCCUUGAGGAAGAAGCAGAGGCGCGGCGGUUACAGCAGAAACAGCUGAAGAGCAUGACAGAGGCAGACUUUGGCUUUGAUGAGAGUGCAUGGAUCGACGAGAGCAAACAAGCACCAGCGAAGCGUGUCGCGGCCGUCGAAAAACUUCCGGACCUCCAAGUGCCUGAAACAGCAACGGUCGAGGAGCGUCUGGACAUGCUCAGGACCCGGUACCCCGAGUUUGAGCCAUUGUCAAAGGAUUUUCUACGUUUACAGGACACAUAUCAGACCCUGAAGAAGGAGGCGGCACAGUCAGAGGCAGAUCGUCAAUCUGUAUCCUGGACCAAGUUCCGUGCGCUAUCUGCAUAUCUAGGCGCAGUCGCCAUGUACCUGGCCCUGCUGACAUCCACCAAAUCCGGCAUGGCUCUGCCGCCUGCGGAACUGCGCGAACACCCCAUUAUGAACAAUCUGGUUCGCUGCCGGGACCUUUGGCUUAAGGCCGAAGCGCUCCGUCCGAUUGAUGUACAGACCGUGCCAGAAGAUCACUCCCUCCAACCUGCGGACGAGAAGAAGCAGGAGCCAGCAGUCGGUGUCUCACAGAAGCAGAAAAAAGCCAAAAAGGAGAAGACGAAGUCGAAAUCGAAAAAGGAGCGGAUGUCGAUUUCGCGCUCGCCUUCCCCUAUACCAUCCAUGUCCGAAUUCUUCCCGCCAGAGGCCGAGGUCAAGCAAGCCACCAAGAAGAAGAAGUCGCGAAAGCCGAAGCGCAACGAUCUCCAAGAACUUCUCGAGACAUCACUGCAGCAGUCCGCCAAUGCUGCCGACGACGAGUCCGAUUUUGGCGACGAAGGACCCCUGACGCAAGAAGAGGCCGCCGAAAAGGCCCGGCGGAAAAAGAGUUUGCGGUUCUACACGUCUCAGAUCGCCCAGAAGGCCAACAAACGCGGUGCCGCGUCACGCCACGCCGGAGGCGACGACGAUGUCCCGUACAAAGAGCGUCUACGAGACAAACAGGAACGACUUAUGCGCGAAGCCGAACAACGAGGAAAGUCAGCUGCGCGGGGCCAAGAAGCCUUGGAUGGCAACGACUCCGGCGAUGAUGACGCCGGCAAGGGUGCACAGUUGAACGACGAAGCAAGUCAGUACUAUGACAUGCUCGUGGCCAACAAGGAGCAGAAGAAAGCCGAGAAGCGAGCCAGGGCGGAAGCCUACGCCGAGGCGGCCAGACAAGGAGCGGGCGCACAGGUGUACGAAGAAGAGCAGAUUGGGCCCGACGGCAAGCGCAAGAUCACAUACGCCAUCGAGAAGAAUAAGGGUCUCGCCCCCAGAAGGAAGAAGGAAGUCCGGAACCCUCGAGUCAAGAAGAGGAAGAAGUUUGACGAGAAGAUGAAGAAGUUGGCUUCCAUCCGUCCCGUCUACAAGGGUGGCGAGGGCCGAGGUGGAUACGGCGGCGAAGCCACCGGCAUCAAAACUAAUGUCGUCAAGAGUAUCAAGUUGUAG